Molecule: messenger RNA, 1418 nt
Organism: Branchiostoma floridae (Florida lancelet)
Lineage: Eukaryota; Metazoa; Chordata; Leptocardii; Amphioxiformes; Branchiostomatidae
Product: leucine-rich repeat-containing protein 14B-like
Exons: 5
Coding region: 420-1337 (305 amino acids)
Cellular component (GO): cytoplasm
Molecular function (GO): protein binding
Source: RefSeq, a predicted model, not a curated record
UUGAUCUCCAACUGGCCGGAGAGAUCGCUGGAUUUCAGUGAGAUCCUGGGAUCUCAGCCCAGACAGAUCACAGUUAUUUAUUAUUGACGUUAUGAUGUUUGUUUUUCUUCAGAGAGGCCCUGCUGAGAUCGCACCACCUGUGUAUCCGAGACUUGAUCUCCAACUGGCCAGAGAGAUCGCUGGAUUUCAGCAAGAUCCUGGGAUCUCAGCACAGGCAUCGUGUACAGGACCUGCUGAACUGGGAGUCUGGGCGGGCCAAAAUCAUCGCUCACAGCUUACUCAACUGUCAAAGUGGGGUGCUGCAAGUGGUGGAUUUGAGAGAAGCUCUGCCUAAUCGAGAGGCGACGGUCAGCUUUGUGGAGGUGUCCUUACAGUCCCACAGACAGCAGCGUACAAAAGAUCUUCAUGUAUACCUGAACAUGUGGAUAGACUGCCAUCUGAAGGAGGGAGGGAAGAUAGUGAAGUCGCUGUCACCCCAGGGGAGGGGAAUAAAGCUCCACCCCUGUAGGGUCGUCAGCGUGUUCCUGGGUAGUAUCCUGGAGAGACUGGGGAGAAGACUGGAGCCACAGGUCCUGACUGGGCUGGAGUUGAAGUCAGACACGCUCGAAUCAGCUGACACGUUUGCUGCCCUUCUCAAAGACGGAAAGUUCCCAAACCUCUCAGCGCUCAGCCUCCCCAACUUUGCUACAAGGCUGGGCCAUGAAGACUUCCAGGUGCUGGGAGAAGUCCUGUCACACCUGCCAGCACUACGUAGGUUGAACCUGAAUGGCCUGCGGAUGACGGGGCAGCUGCGGCAGGUGCUGCAAGACAUGCCUGGACACCUGGAGCACCUGAACGUCUCCAACUGCAGACUCAGUCCGCCGGACCUUGUGUUCCUAUCCAACUCUCGCCACGCUAAAUCCUUGCGAGAACUCAGCAUUUCCGGUAUGACUGACUUCGACGCCAUGUGCCUUUUGCUAAGAAGUGUGGCCCUACAACUUGAGUGGCUGGACAUGAGCAGUUGUCUGAGGUGCUUCUCAGAAGACUAUUCCGCCAGAAUGACCAGACUAGUACAGCAAUGUUCGUUCUCAAAACUCCGCACCCUCGAUUUCAGAAUGAAUUUCUUCGGGGGAGAACCCGCCUACUCUGUUUUUGAGGUUUUUGGAGCGUGUGAUAAGAUACGUACUCUAAGAACGCUGUAUCUCGACUCUCUGUAUCAUGUGUAUGCAGAAUGGGAAGAGGAACAAGCUAAUGAAAUGAUGUGUAGCAGAGACAGACCCAUGAAUGUGCAAGUUCGUUUGGAUCCAGACAGGGAUGAAUUCUACUUCAAAGUUUGUUGGACGGAUACAGACACGUAGGCUUGUUCUAGGUAUUGUUGUUUGAAGUUGCACUCAGAAUUCAUUUAUUGAAACUCCCAUGUUGACAAGUCAUGUACAUAU